AUGCCGAGCCUGGAUGACAUAUCUGAGAGGCUUUUCAUAAGGUCUCAAGAAGCUGUAUUGCAGUUAGAACUGUGGAUCAGACGACAACAACAUCUAAGUGAGAUUGAACAUGAACAUGCUAGGGAUAAAAUUGCAGAUCAAUACAAUCUUUAUAUGGCCCAGCUGAAUUCAUUAUGUGUAAGAUCAGAGUACGUUAGGGACAAAUUGAAUGCAGGUUAUCAAAAUCGUAAACCCCCCAUUGUCAAUGAGCAGAACUACAUUGAAGACUUGGUGUACGAAUUUCAAGAUAUUACAGUUAAGUUGAAUGAAUUAGCUCAAAAUCAAAAAGAACAAGUGACUCCGUCUUCAAAGCAUUCUAACGGAAGUGUAAAUUCUUUCCAACCACGUCCUUUGAAGAUUACUGAACGAUAUAGGACAGAUAUUGGGGCAACUCGACAGUCACCUACGAGGAUUAAUGGGAAAUUGAAAAAUGUGAAUUUUGUCGAGGAAUCUCUACCUGAAUUAUUUUGUCCAUCUAAGUGUACGUCACUACCGGGGUCACCUUUAAAGAUGAGAUCACCCGAUAGAUUACCAGAUAGACCGCUUAGAGUGGCUAAAUCUUAUGAUACCGGGUUGAAUCCUAAUUCGAGAGCUAAACUGAAAAAACAAAAGGAGGAAGAGAUGCUAUCAGUAUUUAAAGAGAACCAACGUCUCUCCAUUACAUUCUGUGAUGAUAUUGAUGAAGGAAGUGAUUCAGCUUCAGACCAAAAUACCGUUAUUUCAACUAGUCCUAUCCCUCCCUCACAUCCUAUCCAAUAUGAUGUUCAAAGUGAAAAACCUCCCCUGAGAAGAUACAAUUCGCACGACAGUGUGCUAUCUACAAAAGUUCAGCCUAUUUCCUCCGCUAAAUGUCCUACUUUCCUUACGAUACCUACUGCUAAUAGGCCGUCUAUGAAAAGUGUAACGGUUAGUAGUGCACCAAUCAUAUCCAGUACAGGAGGUAAAGCUAGCUCCAAGGACUUGUUAUCUUCGUUCAUUUCUAAUACCCAGGAUUACGACAAGAAGGCACGAAAUGAUAAUGGUAAUAAUAAUAGAUUUUCUAGUAAUUUGAUCUGGAAUCUUUUCAAACAAAAGAGUCAGAAGAAUCGUAAUCCUACUCCUCUACGUGUUCCACAGCAGGAUGUGACCUCAGAGAGAAAAGAGAAUCAAUUACUGACUACAAGCCACCCCAGUGGAGUUUAUUCAUCUUGUUCUAGAUUGCUGGUUAAAAAUCAGAACUCAAGUAUUAUCUCUCCAACGCGGCAAAGGAUCACAAAUGGUAAUACAAUGUAUGAUGAGCUUCAAGAGGCCUUGGAUACCGAACUAGUUCUCUAA
This is a messenger RNA of Zygosaccharomyces rouxii, 1353 nucleotides long. RefSeq names its product Vac17p (gene VAC17). NCBI's taxonomy places the organism in Eukaryota, Fungi, Ascomycota, Saccharomycetes, Saccharomycetales, Saccharomycetaceae. The transcript has a single exon. The coding region runs from base 1 to 1353 and encodes 450 amino acids. Gene Ontology annotation, biological process: vacuole inheritance. Gene Ontology annotation, molecular function: protein-membrane adaptor activity. The record is from RefSeq and is a predicted model, not a curated record.